AAGCUACAGAAAUAAGAAGAAAUUAAUUCAGGGCUUUUCUUGUAAAUUCUAUAACUUUGCAAAUAAACGUCAUGUAGAGCUGGGGAAUGCCUCAUUUUAAUCAGAAAUGUGCGCGCUACAAUUAUAUCUCAUUUAAAAAUGUUUUGGUUAUUCUUGAAAGUUUCUGAAAAACUGGUUUUCUAGAAAACUGGAUCUUCAAGAAACAUUGGGAAAAAUGCUUUAUGCCACUAGAAUCAGCUCGUCGAGCUCUAUCGAUUGGGAUACCUCUCGUUAGCAUCUGUGAUUAACACUUGGGAUAGUUCCCUCGUUAGACUAUCAUUGUCCACAAUGUACUAGACAACCUGCUCAGAUCAUUCUUUUAUUCGAUUGUUAUUAAAUCUCAAAUGUUUUUUAUAUUUAGAUAGUCCAACUGGUAUGGAAUUGAGUCCUGAUGGUAGUUAUUUAGCGUCAAAUUCUAUGGAUUCUACAAUUCGUAUUUGGGAUAUUCGUCCGUAUAUUCAAACACAAGAACGUUGUAUUAAAUUGUUACAAGGUCAUCAACAUAAUUUUGAAAAAAAUCUUUUGAGAUGUUCGUGGUCGCCAGAUGGUAAACGAAUAUCGUGUGGUUCAGCAGAUAAAAAUGUGUAUAUUUGGGACGUUGCAACGCGAAAAAUUCUUUAUCGUCUACCAGGGCAUUUAGGAUCCAUGAGUCUCCAGGAUCGUAUGAAACAUGAUGAGAAAAACAAAGCAUUAUAUCAAAAUCAAUCAUUUGCCGAAAAUUCAGCUGCAAAUGGAUUGGAACAACGAACAUUACUUGAUGUUGAUUCAGAACCGUGGAAUACUCGUCAUACAAGUAUUAUUUGUACACUUGGUCCAUCUUCUCAAAGUGUUGAAAUAUUAACAAAAAUGCAUGCAACUGGAAUGAAUAUUGCUCGCUUAAAUUUUUCACAUGGCUCAUAUGAAUAUCAUCAACAAAGUAUUGACAAUGUUCGUAAAGCUGAACAAUUGACAGUCGACAAUGGAGGUAUAUUUCGUCCAAUUGGUAUUGCAUUAGAUACAAAAGGACCUGAAAUUAGAACUGGUGUUCUUCAAGCUGGCGUGAAUUCUGAAUUAGAUUUAAAAAAUGGUACACCUGUUCGUAUAACAACCGACGAAGCAUAUAUUGAUAAAUGUACGGUGGAAAAUUUAUACGUAGAUUAUAAAAAUAUUGUCAAUGUUAUUAAGAAAGGAAAUAAAGUAUUUAUUGAUGAUGGACUCAUAAGUGUAGUAGUUAAAGAAGUUGGUGCAAAUUAUUUAUUGACCGAAGUUGAAAAUGGUGGUUUGUUAGGUAGCCGAAAAGGUGUGAAUUUACCAGGUGUACCAAUUGAUUUACCAGCCGUAUCAUUAAAAGAUCAACAUGACUUGGAAUUUGCUGUUAAAAAUAAGCUUGAUAUGGUAUUUGCUUCGUUUAUUCGGGAUGCUAAUGGAGUUAAAGUUAUACGUGAAUUACUUGGCAAAGAGGGAAAAGAUAUUAAAAUUAUAGCGAAAAUAGAAAAUCAUCAAGGAAUACAAAACUUCGAUUCUAUAUUAGAAGUUGCUGAUGGUAUCAUGGUUGCUCGAGGUGAUAUGGGUAUUGAAAUUCCAGCACAAAAAGUAUUUGUUGCGCAAAAAAUGAUGAUUGCAAAAUGUAAUCAAGCAGGAAAACCAGUAAUAUGUGCAACACAGAUGUUAGAAAGUAUGACAAAAAAUCCACGUCCAACACGUGCCGAAGUUAGUGAUGUUGCCAAUGCCGUAUUGGAUAAUGCUGAUUGCGUUAUGUUAUCUGGUGAAACAGCAAAAGGAAAGUAUCCUGUUGAAUGUAUAAGACUCAUGCAUGAAAUUGCUCGAGAAGCCGAAGCUUGUUUAUUUCAUCGAGAAUUAUUUGAAAAUUUACGUUAUUUUACUAAACCACCAUUGGAUCAAAUUCAGUCAACAGCAAUUGCCGCUGUGGAGGCCGCAUUCCGAAGUUUUGCAUCGAUUAUUGUUGUCCUAACGCAUUCUGGAAAAUCAGCUCAUCUUAUUUCUCAAUAUCGUCCACGAGCUGUUAUAAUGGCUGUAACAAGAAAUCUAUCUACAGCAAGACAAAUGCAUUUGUAUCGUGCUUGUUUUCCUGUUUUUGUCAAGCACCAGACAGAUACAUCCGCAGUGGGUAAAGUAGCUGAUCAAACAGGAGAUUUACAUAUUGGUGCAGCGGAUGCUGUUGAUCCUCACAGUUUUCAUCAACAACGUAUGAUGACUCAAGAAGCUACGGCUAUGACAGAAUGGCUAAUUGAUGUCGAUUCACGUGUAUCAGAUGCUAUACGUAUUGCAAAAGACAGAGGAUUUUGUAAAUCGGGAGAUGCUGUCAUUGUUGUUACAGGUUGGCGAGCUGGUUAUGGUACAACCAAUACACUUCGUAUUAUUUAUGCAGAUUAA
Molecule: messenger RNA, 2412 nt
Organism: Didymodactylos carnosus
Lineage: Eukaryota; Metazoa; Rotifera; Eurotatoria; Philodinida; Philodinidae
Source: the annotation of a GenBank genome assembly